CGUUUCGUUCAGAACUCCGCACCACACAAUAGGCGAUAAGAGCUAUUUGUGAGCUCAGCGAUGACACUGAUAACAUAUAAAACCGCACUACCGGUUGCGGUUAGCCAGCAUUCCUUCAUGAAUCCUAGCUUGGGCAGUAGGAUUUUUUUCUAGUGAGCUCUUUUAUUGGUUCUCGAUCAAUUAAUCAAACAAAAAACAAAGACAACUUGAGAUUGGUGCGUUCAAAUACUAUCCUAUCAAUAUGAGAGCCUAUAACCGUUUAUUGAUAUUCACAGCGUUGAUAGCAAGUGUCAACGUUGCGUUUGCUCAACGUGACGAUCCCCUGCAAGUAUUCUCCCAGCUGAAGCAAUUAGAGCAAUCACAAGCUAAACCCCAGCAGAGGCGUUCCAGGACCAUUCUGAUUGAUCUAGAAGACUUUGUGGAUUCCAACCAAGCCGAGGCUCUGCUAGCAGGAGAACGAUCAAUACAAAUUUCAAUCCAAAACGAGACAAGUCUGCUGAACCAACUUACCAGAAAUGACGUAAAAGUCAGUGGUCCCAUGUGUGUGGAGUUUAUCAAUGAAAAUAUCGCAAUGCAUAUGAAGCUCGCAGGAGUUGCCUACACCAACUGCUUGAAUAUUGCUGAUGAGCGGGUAUUUUCCGAACUGGCCAAGAUCCCAACGGUUCAAAGCUCAACGUUCACCCGUGAAAAAUACAACGAUUUGAGUUUGUUGGGUUCUUUCCGUGGGGGAAACAUUUUCAUUGACCCCGUCACUAUUCGAAACAAGCUAUCGUCCCGUCUUCGAACCCGAUCAAACCUGCCGAUCGUUCAGGCCGACACGACAACCAACCUCAAAACGGUCUUCGAUGAAGUGAUAUCGAACAUCCGCACCUGCAUGACACAUGCUCAAACACAAUUGGCCGGCAAUCUGGACUUUACUAGACAACAGGUGAUAGCAAUUUGUGCUGGGCAAAAUUCGGAUCAAGUAUAGUGUUUUCUCUGUAAUCGGAAGAAUGGAACAUAAUUCUCAGAUCUAAUCGAUGUUUCUGAUAGUUUCGAAUGUUGUUUGCGAGUGCGCAGGAUUUAAUAAAAAGAACAAAUUGAAAUAGUGAAUUUUUCAUGAAAUUUCAAAAUUACCAAAA
Toxorhynchites rutilus septentrionalis is the source of this 1121-nucleotide messenger RNA. RefSeq lists its product as uncharacterized. NCBI's taxonomy places the organism in Eukaryota, Metazoa, Arthropoda, Insecta, Diptera, Culicidae. The record is from RefSeq and is a predicted model, not a curated record. Bases 242 to 970 code for a protein of 242 amino acids. The transcript is spliced from 2 exons.